CAAAAUAGAAACUGUCACUGUCACUCAGUUUCAGAAUUCAAUUAUGAAAAAUUAAUUUGUUGGUGUUUUCCUGUAAAAGUAUUAACAUUUUCUUAUAUUACGUGUAAUACCUAGUGUAACCGUCAUUAUUUGGUGAAAUCCUAACCAAACACUUACCACAGAAUGGGCGAUUCCAUAGACGAGUACUUCGAGGUAGCACUGGAUCUGGUCAAGACCGCCGGAAACCUUAUAAAUGAUCAUGUAAGUGGAUGUAAAACCUUCGAAUUGAAGUCUUGUGAUAUCGAUUUAGUCACAGAAAUAGACAAGAAGGUAGAAGACACUCUAAUAGGUGGCUUAUCUAAGAAGUUUCCAACACACAAGUUCAUCGGCGAAGAAACAGUGUCCGCAGGCGGCAAGUGCGAGCUGACGGACGAGCCGACGUGGGUCAUCGACCCUGUGGACGGCACCAUGAACUUCGUCCACGGGUUCCCUCACAGCUGCAUCUCUCUUGGCUUGCUCAUCAACAAGGAGUCAGUGGUCGGUAUCAUCUACAAUCCAAUCCUUAACCAGUUGUUCACUGCGCAGAAAGGUAAAGGAGCAUUCUGCAACGGCCGACAGAUCCAUGUGUCUCAAACCAAGGAAAUCAGUAAGGCUCUAGUAACCACAGAAACUGGCACAAGCAGGGAUGAGGAGAAACAGAAGGUUGUGUUUCAAAAUCUUCAAGUAAUGAUUGCCAAAGGGCACGGUAUCAGAUGCUUGGGAUCUGCAGCGUUGAACAUGGCCAUGGUGGCACUGGGAGGAGCUGAUGCCAACUAUGAGUUUGGUAUUCAUGCGUGGGACAUAGCUGCUGGGGACAUCCUGGUACGGGAGGCGGGUGGUGUCUGCAUCGACCCUGCGGGUGGACCAUUUGAUGUGCUGUCACGCAGAGUCCUCUGUGCAAGCACACCUGAAUUGGCUGCUGAGAUGGCAAAAGUGUUAGUUCAAUUCUACCCUGAAAGGGAUUAAAUUUUCACCAAAGAAUUAUUUAUGGGUUAUCUUAUUCAGAUUAAAUGUAGAUUUGUAUGCUGCUGUAUCUUUCAUGACAAGUUAGUGAAUGUAUUUAUUAUAUCUGAAUCUCUUAAUAAGAAGUAGAAACUAUGGGUAUACUUUAUGGGUAUGAUUCAGUGAAACAAUUAAUCUCUGUUGUUAUACAAUUUAUUGAAUCACAGAAAAAUAUUUAAAGUUUUAUGUGAUAAUGUAUCUUACAAAAUGUUUACCUAUAUUACAUAGGAAUUUAUGUACUUAAAUAUUUAAGUAAAUUACAUGUAUUUAUUCUAAAAAC
This is a messenger RNA of Plutella xylostella (diamondback moth), 1300 nucleotides long. RefSeq names its product inositol monophosphatase 1. NCBI's taxonomy places the organism in Eukaryota, Metazoa, Arthropoda, Insecta, Lepidoptera, Plutellidae. Gene Ontology annotation, molecular function: inositol monophosphate 1-phosphatase activity. Gene Ontology annotation, biological process: signal transduction; phosphatidylinositol phosphate biosynthetic process; inositol metabolic process. The record is from RefSeq and is a predicted model, not a curated record.